AUGACCGUAAAUGGCCUCCUCUAUCUCCCCUCAUCCGUCUCAAAGCUCGUCGCCGCGUACUCCAAAAUACCCACUUCGGAGAGCUUACACUACGCCAUUAAGGCCUUUGAGCUUUUGCGGGAGGAAGAAGCAGAGGAAGAGGAAGAAGCCGACCCCUUCUUGUGGAACUCUCUCAUUAGAGGUUACUCCUCUAUUGGUUCUCUUGAUGAAGCUCUUAAGCUCUACAUUGGAAUGGUAAGUGUUGGGGUUGUUCCCGAUCGCUUUAGUUUCCCUCCUCUGCUCACCGUUUGCUCAAAGAUCUUAGCUUUUGAGGAAGGACAGCAAUUACAUGGGGUUUUACUCAAGAUAGGAGAAGAGGGAGGAGUCCAAGGUGACCUUUUUAUCCAGAAUUCUUUGGUCCACUUCUAUGUUGAGUGUGGGGAAAUGAGUUGUGCUCAACGGGUGUUUGAUGGAAUGCUGCAAAGAAAUGUAGUCUCAUGGACUAGUCUAAUUGAUGGUUAUGCUAAGGGGGACUGCUCAGAAAAGGCUAUUUCUUUGUUUCAUGAUAUGGUGAGGGAUGGCCGAAUCGAACCCAAUUCCGUCACCAUGGCUUGCGUGCUUUCGGCUUGUGCACGGUUGCAAGAUCUCAUGCAGGGGGAGAAGAUUUGCUCAUAUAUAUCGAAUUCUGGUGUUGGGUCUAGCUCUUUGGUCAAUCCAAUCAUCGAUAUGUACAUGAGUUGCGGGGCUACAGAGAAAGCAAGACAAAUCUUUGAUGAUUGCAAAUACAGAGAUAUUGUUCUUUGGAACAUAAUGGUUUCAAAUUAUGCACGCAAUGGGAUGGCAAAGGAGGCUCUUUGUGUCGUUAAUGAAAUGCUUCUUUCUAAACAACGGCCAGAUAGGGUUACUGUGCUUGCUGGACUCUCCGCAUCUGCACAAUUAGGUGCUAUUCAGGUAGGAAAACAAUUACAUGCUUAUAUAUUGAGGAAUGGGCUUGACUGUUGGGAUGUUGUGAACAAUUCAGUCAUAGACAUGUACAUGAAAUGCCGCAAUGAGAAAGCUGCAAGGAAGGUAUUUGACAUAAUUCGUAUCAAGAUUCUGGCAACUUGGAACACCAUUAUAAAUGGUUUUGUUAUCAAUGGUGAUUACACCUCCGCUUGGGAGCAUUUUAACAUGAUGCCUGAAAGAGAUCUUAUUUCUUGGAAUACAAUGAUUUGUGCUCUAGUACAGGACAGUCAACUUGAGGAAGCUGUUGGGCUUUUCAGGAAAAUGCAAGAUUCAGAACUAAAACCUGAUACGGCUACAUUGGUUAGCGUAGCUUCAGCAUGUGGGUAUCUCGGUUCUCUUGAUCUCGCCAAGUGGGUGUACACCUAUACACAAAAGAAACGAAUCUCACGCAAUGUUAGACUAGGAACCGCGUUGGUCGACAUGUUUUCUAGAUGUGGUGAUUCACGAAGCGCGAUGCAUGUGUUCGGCAGGAUGCCUAUUAAAGAUGUUGCAGCUUGGACUGCCGCGAUUGGGGCAAUGGCUUUCGAGGGUAAUGGUAAUCAAGCUUUUAAGCUUUUCUCAGAAAUGAUCAAUCACGGUGUGAAACCUGAUGGCUUGGCGUUUGUUGGGGUACUGACAGCGUACAGCCAUGCGGGGUCAGUCGAAGAGGGUUGCACGUUUUUCCAUUCAAUGAGCAACACUUAUGGCUUCACCCCGCAAAUAGUCCAUUACGGUUGCUUGGUUGAUCUCCUUAGUCGUGCUGGUCUAUUAGCGGAAGCACAAGCUCUCAUUGAGAGCAUGCCGAUGGAGCCUAAUGAUGUAAUAUGGAGGGCACUAUUAGCUUCUAGCCGCAUUCACCGUGACAUUGAAAUGGCAGAAUAUGCAACAAAGAAAGUUCUAGAGUCGGCUCCAGAGAAAAGUGGCGCUCGUAUUCUUCUAUCGAACAUGUACGCUUCGGCAGGACGGUGGAAUGAUGUUGCAAAGGUGAGGUUGUCUAUGCGAGAUAAAGGGGUUCGAAAGACUAUCGGCUCUAGUAAGAUUGAU
This is a messenger RNA of Ananas comosus (pineapple), 2007 nucleotides long. Its product is annotated as pentatricopeptide repeat-containing protein At3g22690-like. Gene Ontology annotation, biological process: RNA modification. The record is from RefSeq and is a predicted model, not a curated record. The transcript has a single exon. The annotation marks the transcript as partial. Lineage: Eukaryota; Viridiplantae; Streptophyta; Magnoliopsida; Poales; Bromeliaceae. Gene Ontology annotation, molecular function: RNA binding; protein binding.